AGAGUGCCACCCUCGGGCUCGCGCACCUCCCCAAGAUGGCGGCGCCCGAGGCCUGGCGCGCCCGGAGUUGCUGGUUCUGUGAGGUAGCGGCGGCAACGACCAUGGAGGCCACGUCCCGGGAGGCGGCGCCAGCGAAGAGCUCGGCCUCGGGCCCCAGCGCUCCCCCCGCCCUGUUCGAGCUGUGCGGGCGGGCGGUGAGCGCCCAUAUGGGGGUUCUGGAGAGUGGGGUGUGGGCCCUCCCAGGCCCAAUACUUCAAAGCAUCUUACCUCUGCUCAAUAUAUAUUACUUGGAGAGGAUUGAGGAAACUGCCCUCAAGAAAGGCCUCUCUACUCAGGCCAUUUGGCGCCGACUAUGGGAUGAGCUGAUGAAGACAAGGCCUUCCAGUCUGGAAAGUGUGACCUGUUGGCGAGCCAAGUUUAUGGAGGCCUUUUUUUCCCAUGUUCUACGUGGGACCAUUGAUGUGUCUUCCGACAGGCGUCUUUGUGACCAGCGCUUCUCGCCUCUCCUGCAUAGCUCCCGCCACGUCCGGCAGCUCACCAUCUGCAACAUGCUGCAGGGGGCAACUGAGCUGGUGGCAGAGCCCAACCGCAGGGUUCUGGAGACCCUGGCCAGCUCCCUGCACACCCUCAAGUUCCGACACCUGCUCUUUUCUGAUGUGGCUGCUCAGCAGUCACUUCGGCAGCUGUUACACCAGCUUAUUCACCAUGGGGCCGUCAGCCAGGUGUCGCUGUACUCCUGGCCUGUGCCUGAGUCAGCCCUUUUCAUUCUCAUCCUCACCAUGAGUGCUGGCUUCUGGCAGCCAGGCCCCGGGGGCCCCCCCUGCCGCCUCUGUGGAGAGGCCUCCCGAGGCCGGGCCCCAUCCCGAGAUGAAGGGUCUCUCUUGCUGGGCUCACGCCGGCCUCGCCGGGAUGCUGCUGAGCGAUGUGCUGCAGCGCUGAUGGCCUCGCGGCGGAAGAGCGAAGCCAAGCAGUCGGCCAGAGCCACACCCGCCACUCGUGUAACACGCCGGAGCACACAGGGCCUGACAACAGGCGGGACAGACCCUAAGAGGGAGCUGCUCCCUCCAGCCACCUCCCAUGAGGCUCCUGGCCCCAAACGCCCACCCUCUGCUCCAGCCACCACCUCCUUUGCCUCUGCCUCUUCCUCCACAUCAUCUAAACGGGCUCCAGCUAGCUCAGCCCCACAGCCUAAGCCUCUGAAGCGCUUUAAGCGAGCUGCAGGGAAGAAGGGUGCUCGCACCCGUCAGGGGGCUGCCGUAGAGUCUGAAGACCUGUAUGACUUUGUUUUCAUUGUGGCGGGUGAGAAGGAGGAUGGGGAAGAGAUGGAGAUCGGGGAAGUGGCCUGUGGCGCUCUGGGUGGAUCCGAGCCCGGCUGCCUGGGGCUCCCAGCGCUGGAGGCGGCCCAGAGGUUCCGCAGCAUCUCCACCUUGGAGCUCUUCACGGUUCCCCUCUCCACAGAGGCGGCUCUGACGCUGUGCCACCUGCUAAGCUCCUGGGUGUCUCUGGAGAGCCUCACACUUUCCUAUAAUGGCCUGGGCUCUAAUAUCUUCCGCCUGCUGGACAGCCUGCGGGCUCUGUCAGGCCAGGCUGGAUGCCGUCUCCGGGCCCUACAUCUCAGUGAUCUGUUCUCACCACUGCCCAUUCUGGAGCUGACACGUGCCAUUGUGCGAGCCCUGCCCCUGCUACGGGUCCUCUCCAUUCGUGUUGACCACCCCAGCCAGAGGGACAACCCUGCUGUGCCGGGGAAUGCAGGGCCCCCUAGCCACAUAGUUGGGGAUGAGGAGAUACCAGAAAACUGCCUGGAACAAUUGGAGAUGGGAUUUCCACGGGGAGCCCAGCCAGCCCCACUGCUCUGCUCUGUACUAAAGGCCUCAGGUUCUCUGCAGCAGCUGUCCCUGGACAGCGCCACCUUUGCCUCUCCCCAGGACUUUGGGCUUGUGUUACAGACACUCAAAGAGUACAACCUCACCCUGAAGAGGCUGAGCUUCCAUGACAUGAACCUGGCUGACUGUCAGAGCGAGGUGCUCUUCUUGCUCCAGAAUUUGACUCUUCAAGAGAUUACCUUCUCCUUCUGCCGCCUGUUCGAGAAGCGCCCAGCCCAGUUUCUGCCUGAGAUGGUUGCUGCUAUGAAGGGCAACUCCACACUGAAGGGCCUCCGGCUGCCAGGGAACCGCCUGGGAAACGCUGGCCUGCUGGCCCUGGCAGAUGUCUUCUCAGAAGACUCAUCCUCCUCCCUGUGUCAGCUGGAUAUCAGUUCCAACUGCAUCAAGCCAGACGGGCUUCUGGAGUUCGCCAAGAGGCUAGAGCGCUGGGGCCGUGGAGCCUUUGGUCACCUGCGUCUCUUCCAGAACUGGCUGGACCAGGAUGCAGUCACAGCCAGGGAAGCCAUCCGACGGCUCCGGGCCACCUGCCAUGUGGUUAGCGACUCGUGGGACUCAUCCCAAGCCUUUGCAGAUUAUGUCAGCACCAUGUGAUGGGCCCACGCCUCCAAGGCCCAGGCUCAGUACCAUCAGCUUGCAGGGGCUGAGGCAUGGGCUGCCCAGAACUCCCAAACACCAAUUCUGUCUCUCUCUUUCUGCCACCUGUUUUUCUCUUUUUUCCUUCUUCCCUCGCGCUGAGGUCCUGGAGGGUUUGAUGAUGGAACCCAGCAAAGAAAGGCAUUCCCACAACUGGGUUUAGAGCCUUUGGGCCCGUCCCCAGUACCCUGGGAGCCUUGGGCCGGGAGGUUACAGUGGUCAUCUGUUGCUGAGGACAGCCCCCCCCGGACCCGGGAUUCCUGCUCUCCCUCCUCAAGCAGGCAGCCAGGCUUUAGAGGCGUGCACAAGUGCCCACGACCCGGCCUCUCCUCUGCUGGGCUCACCAUGCCGUCCCCAGGCCUCAGUCCUCUCACACCUUUAUUCCUUCCUUUUCUUUUUUAACCAAAAGGUUUUCUUAUAAAAAUAAAUUUUGGGCAAACAUCA
Sus scrofa (pig) is the source of this 2960-nucleotide messenger RNA. It is a transcript of the gene LRRC41, whose product is annotated as leucine rich repeat containing 41. Lineage: Eukaryota; Metazoa; Chordata; Mammalia; Artiodactyla; Suidae. Gene Ontology annotation, cellular component: cytoplasm; nucleus. The record is from RefSeq and is a predicted model, not a curated record.